Paralichthys olivaceus (Japanese flounder) is the source of this 3755-nucleotide messenger RNA. The record is from RefSeq and is a predicted model, not a curated record. NCBI's taxonomy places the organism in Eukaryota, Metazoa, Chordata, Actinopteri, Pleuronectiformes, Paralichthyidae.
AGGCAGAACAAUCCUCAUGAGCUGUAUGUUGAAAAUCUCUUUUCUUCCAAUCUAAUAUAAUGAAAAUGCUGGUCAAGCAUUUCAUUUAGUAAUGUUAUUUGUAGAUCAUCAGCUGGUUAGGAAAUCGCAUGGAUGACAUUGUCCCAAAAGUGUUUUACUUCACGAUGUAAUUUGAUGUUCAAUUGAUGAAUGAGAUUAAUGUGAUGUAAAUGUGCCAUGAAUUUAACCCACAUAAUAAUACCCAUCUCAGCUUCACCCCUGCCCAUUACAAACACAUGUUGUCACACUGAAAAGAACUAAAUCAAACUGUCGGCUUACUGCUCCAUUCAGAAUCAGAAGCACUUUAUUGAUGCAGGGGGUAAAUUGUGGUUUGGUGUCACUCCAGCCAAGAAUAGAAACAAAAACAGAAAUACAAAAUAGAGGUAGAAGUACAUAAUAAGUCUGUUAAAAAGGUAUUAACACAAGCAUUUACCUCUGAAGCACACACUGGUCCCCUGACCCCACCACGACCCUGUGCCACGUUAAUACCCGGGCCACGGUGACACGCACACGGGUUAAGUUACCUGGCUUUGUGCGCGCCUGUGGCCGCAGACUUGAGCUAAACGGAUCCUGCGUCUCCAUCCGUAAUUCCCGCUCCCCAUUGGCUCGGUGGACUCUGAGAGGGCGCCGCCGAUUGGUCGACGCACCUGCCAGUCACGCGGAUUCCCCCUCACAACAGACUUAGGGAGCAGCUGCAGCAGGAGAGCAGCAGCCUCAGUGCGCUGAAUGUCACCGGAGAUCAUGAGCUCCACACCGGGCUGGAUGGUGCAGGUCGGCGGGGUCCUGUGGAGGAGGUGAUCCAGGUUGUCUAAAUAAUUGUCCCAUGGCUGCACCCUGACACUAUCAUCUGUUCAGCCUCUUUCCUCCGACCCUCCAUCUCCUCAUCCCUCCUCCUCAGCCUGUGACCUAUUUAUACCCUGGAAACUCAGGAGAGCCCAUUAAAGCUCCGGAGAUCUCUUCAGACACAACCAGGAGCAUGAAUCCAACAGCACACAAAAUCUACUAUCUCAUCUCCAGCCUCUGCUCCUCUUCUUGUGUAGCUUCAGAUGAGGAAAACUAAAACUUUGACUGCUGGAAAUUCUUGAAAUGCAACAAGACCGUGGCUGUAGUCCUCCCCUGAUAUUCCACUGCGGCGAGGACCAGUUGCAGCUCGUUUGGGAACUUUGGACGCAGCAUGUGCUUGAGUCUGUGGAGCCUUGGAGCUUCUGACCAGUUGAGUUGAAGUAAAAGAAAACACAUCAGUAACAUGUGUUCUUUCACUUGGCUGUCUCUAUAGCUAUGAGAUAUGGGACACUGAAAGGAUUUAGCUGCUACAUGACUCACAUAUCUGAAGUCAUGCUCCCCUCCCAGCCAUGAGCUAAGUCCACUCCACCCUUGCAGGAUGACUGCUGUCUGCCCCGCUGAGAACAGUCCAGAGGGGACUGCAGCCGGGGCCAGGACAGCAGGUUCUAAGGGGUCGGCGCCGGGGCCAGCAGGCACCGCUGGGAGCAGCUCAGUUUCCGCGGUAGAGUCUAACGGAGACUCAGUCGGAGGCUCCGUUGGAGGCACAGCUGUGGUUACUGGUGGCCAAAGGUACACCCGCUGGAGCCGCCAGGACAGCUCCGACAUCAACACGGACGAUGAGGGAGCCACCAUCCGCAGCCUCACUCCUCUGGAACGGUUGAACCUGGAUAUGUGCCAGGAUGAAAGGGUCGUCCGUGAGCUGACAGUGGGAAGAAGAAUUGGCUUCUACAAAAUUCGAGGGGAGAUCGGUUGUGGAAACUUCUCCCAUGUCAAGCUGGGAAUUCAUGCCCUCACCAAAGGUAAGAAACUUUUGAUUUUUAACAAGUUUUUCAUUUUUCUCACACAGCACGGGAGCAACAUCAUCCACCGUGACCUGAAGGCAGAGAACGUCUUCUACACCAGCAGCUCGUGUGUCAAGGUGGGGGACUUUGGCUUUAGCACAUUGAGCCGCCGGGAUGAGACACUAAACACGUUCUGCGGCUCUCCGCCUUACGCUGCGCCAGAGCUCUUUCGAGAUGAGCAUUACGUUGGCAUCUUUGUAGACAUCUGGGCCCUCGGUGUGAUGCUGUUCUUUAUGAUGACGGGCACCAUGCCAUUCAGGGCGGAGACGGUAGCCAAACUGAAGCGCUGCAUCCUGGAGGGGGCCUACAUCCUGCCCUCCUGGGUGUCAGAGCCGUGCCAGAGGCUGAUCAGAGGGAUCCUUCAACCCGUACCAUCUGACCGCUGCACGGUGGAGCAGAUGAUCGGCUGUGAGUGGCUCCUCCCUGUGGACUUCCCACAGUCCAUGGAGCCCUUUAAACUGGACCCGUCCUACCUUGCAGAGAGUGAUCCACCUGAACUGGGGGAGGAGGAGAUGGAGGUAAAGGCAGCGCUGGAGACACUGGGAAUCACCUCAGAACACAUUCUCAACAACCAGGGGAAGGACUGCAGGAGCUCCAUCACCGGGGUCUACAGGAUCCUGCUGCACCGUGCUCACAAGAGACGGGCUGUUCAGAGCGUGCCUGUAGCCACCAAGGUUCCAGGAACAACUACAACGAGUAAAAAGGAGCGAUUAAAAGUGUACCGUAAUUUACGGCACACGUCAAAACUCUGCGUGGUUCUGUGACGAAAUGCUCUGCUCCACCCUGGAAACUCAUUGACAUAAUGCCUCGUUUCCACAGUUUUGUUGCGUGUCCAUAAUUCCGUUUCAUAUAUGGACCCCGGCCCCUAGUGUUCACUGCGCAGAAUGUAUUUCUUGGCGGUAAUGGUUGCCACUGAAGUCAUGGUUGGGGGUUUUUCACAACCUUUUGUGAAAUAUGUAAUUGAAUUGAAUGAAAUAGCCGUAGCUAAUUGUUUUUAUGCUAACAAAACUUUGUCCAAAAUCUACCACAAAACGUACAUGGAGGCUAAUUCAGGACUGAAGAAUACAGCUUCACAAUACUUCAAGAUCACAGAGGUUGCUAUAGGAAUGAAUACACUUCAGGUUGAAGUGGAUAUGGACACUGAGCUAUGUGGAAAUGAGGCAUUAUAGCCUUGGUUGAGCCUGCAUGGACUUUAUUAGAAAUAAAAAGUGCUUUUCAGUCCAGCAUUAUAAGGUACAUUGAAAUAUCACGGUAUAUAACCCCACUCUGCUCCUGAAAUCUGGGAUUUCUUACUUUAGUAUCUCUCUUAUAGUCAGUAAAAUUAGUCUCUGUGAGAAUGCUGCCACCAUUGAAUUAUUACUGUCUCCUUCUUUGACAAGGACCUAUUCCUCAUGAGAUUUGGAAAUAUUAUGAAAUAUGAUUUAAGGAAACAUAAUAUGGAUUAGAUGGCAUACAUAACUUUUAUUUAGGUCCUGCAGGUCAGAUAGUCGUUGCCCACAUUCUAUGCUUAGUGCUUUAACACCAUUAAACCCAAUGAGAACUCAAUGUAGCAUGAAUCUAUAAGAAAAGAUUCCGAAAUUCACAUCCUGCUGAGGCGUUAAAGUGGUGAAGCAUGUCAGCACAGGAAAUAGGUUUUUAUUGUUGACUUGCACUUUUCUUCCAAUGCCUUAGUUUUCUAUGAGACAGACUGGUUUCAUUGAAAUCCUUAAAAAAACAUUUUGUGGCUUGAAAAAGUCAAGACAUGACAUGAAGCUAAAAAUAUAAACCAACAAACUAAAGUUGUUUGUUGGCAGAAUAAAAUUCAUUUUCAGUUUUGAAUCAGACUAUGUGUCAGUGUGUGUUUCAGUUGUAUGUUUUUUUUAAUCAUUUGAU